AUGGCGAAACUCGAGGGAAAGAACAUCUUCCUUACCGCCGAUGGCCGAACGUACCAUUUGGGCGUAAAGAAAGGAGACUUGGCUUCACUGAUCGUGACUGUCGGCUGCGAGCAACGCGCACGCUUUCUCGCAUCGAAAUACCUCACCGAUGUCACAGAGGUUGCCUCUUCGCGACAAUUUUACACAUUUACUGGGAAAUACAUCAAAGGAGGACACCGCAUGUCGAUCGUGUGCAUUGGCAUGGGUGCUCCGAUGGCGGACUUUUUCAUUCGCGAGGCGUCGUUCGUUUUGGAAGGAGAGCCCAUGGCUGUCAUCCGCAUUGGCAGCUGCGGCAUCGUCGACUUCGACACCGCGCCGGGCACGCUGAUGCUCAGCGACGAAAGCAUGUACUGCUACAGGAACUACUGUCACUUCGACGGGGAAGCGGCUCUCGGCAAGAAGACUGGCGAGUGCGAUUCGCGGCCGUAUCUUCUGACCGCCCCUGUCAAGGCAGAUCAGCAUUUGACCGAUUUAAUUGAAGCGAACUUGAAGAAGAUUGGCGCUGCAGUCAAACGAGGCCUCAACUGCUCGGCUGAGACAUUCUUCGCUUGCCAGGGGAGAGAGUUGCCGUUGUGGAACGACCAAAACGCGGACCUCAUGAAGGACGUUACGUCUCUGGGUGUCGUGAGCCUGGAGAUGGAGACGCACCAAAUCUUCCACUUGAUGCAUCAGCGACAGCACGGCGUCCCGAACGGACCCCAGUCGCACGCCGCCUCCCUCAUGAUCGGUCUCGUCAACCGCAACAACCCGAGCUUCACUUCUCACGUUUCGUCGGAAGACCAAGAGAAGGCGACGUUGGCCGCAGGCGAAGCUGCGUUUGACGCUCUUGUGUCUCUCGUUUCUGAGGGAAUCCUCAAGCCCGCGGCGUAA
Neospora caninum is the source of this 909-nucleotide messenger RNA. Its product is annotated as putative uridine phosphorylase. Gene Ontology annotation, biological process: uridine catabolic process. Gene Ontology annotation, molecular function: uridine phosphorylase activity. Lineage: Eukaryota; Apicomplexa; Conoidasida; Eucoccidiorida; Sarcocystidae. Bases 1 to 909 code for a protein of 302 amino acids. Gene Ontology annotation, cellular component: cytosol. The record is from RefSeq and is a predicted model, not a curated record. The transcript is spliced from 6 exons.